GGAUUUUUUUCAUAGUAGUGCAAUUCAACCAAACUAGCAGUUUUGCCUUUGAAACCGGGUGAUUUUUGUUAUUUAAAGGAUCUUUGAUGAGUGUUUUUGCAGUAGGCCUUUAAAAACGGGAUGAUGAUGUUGUAUAAAGGAUCUUUGACAGGCACUGUUGCUGUUGUAUCUUUAAAAACAAGUGUCUGAAAAAUGCUAGUCAAGGAUCCUGUAAAUUACAGGAGUGCGAGAGUGUUUUUUUUUUUUUUUUUUGCAAUAGUUCCAUAAAAUCAGCAUGAUUUUGCCAUACAAAGGAUCUUUGACUAGUGUUUUUGCCGUGAGUCCUUAAAAACUGGGGGUGAUUUUGUCACUAACGAGUGUCGGUUUCCCACUGGGUGGUUGUACUUCUACACGUUGGCCAGCAGAUGAUGCUGUUUAGCACUUUGCACAAUGUGGCGCUUGUCAAUAAUUACAAACUACAGUAGUCGAAGAUACAGUAGUUGACCAUUUAAAAAAAUAAUCUGCCUCUUAAAAGGCACAAAAUAUACCAAGAGCACGAUUUAUUUAUUUAAAAUGAUACGUAAGCAAUUUAAAAUGUUGUCGCUAAUGGUAAGAAACAGUUCUGAACGGCCAAAAUUAGCAUAUGUGACACGACUGAGUUUGAAAGAUUAUUUCUAGAUUUCCCACAAUGCUUUGUGUAUGAUACGUGCUAAUUCUUUUCCUUACAUCCGCACCUUUGCCUCAAGAGUUUUGGAUGAAAGCUAAUAUCAAUAUAUUAAUACAAAACAAAACCCAACGUUAGAUAUUAAAGAGGAGUAUAGAUCUUGUGAUGGGUGAUGUGGGCGUCUUGUGUAUUUACUCAGGAUUUCUCGUCGUUUUAAUGAAAGAAUGUUGAGAAUCUUUCACUUUUGUUCUGGAAAGUCAUAAGACGGAGGAGGGUACGCGCAUGCGUAUAUAAAAGCCACAAAUAUUCAAAUAUUUGAAAAUCUCAAUGAGGUCAAGAUUAACUUUUUAAGUUAUUUCUUCCCCGUCGAACGCUAUCUUCGUGUUUUCUGGAAGGUUCCACAUUGGAUAAAGAGUAAAAAAAAAAAAGUGGAUGAAAUCAACGCUCAUGAUCCGCUAGACUAGCGGCUAGAGACUCGUGUUGACUCCACGCUGCAAAAAGCGAUCCCAUGACGCCCAUUCGUGUGCUGUAAAAAGUAACAACCCUCUUCCAGAGCUGCCUUUUUUUGCAGCGCAUACGUCACACUCUUAAAUUCCUCCCACUUUUUGUUGCCUCCCUGUUGGACCAACAUCACUGACACACUUCAGGCACCGCUUUGCCUUCAACUUUUUGGACCCCCAAGUCGUGAUGACGGGAUUUCGGCUCAACGUGUCGCCUUUAAAAGAGCCUCUGGGCUUCGUCAAACUGGUGGAGUGGCUGACGGCCAUAUUUGCUUUUGGAAGCUGUGGCGGCUUUGCGGGCAGGAACGUCGUGUCCAUCUUCUGCGGCGACGGCAGGAACGAAACACUCAACGCCAACUUUCACUACCCCUUCAGGUUAAGCCAGGUGCCGCUCAUUGAAGGAAACGCCACCAUAUGCAACCACUCCGUCAGCACCACACACCUGAUGGGAGACUCCUCCUCCUCAGCGGAGUUCUUUGUGGGCGUGGCCAUCGUCUGCUUCCUGUACAGCAUGGCGGCCCUCUUGGUGUAUUUAGGCUACAUGCACGUGUACAAGAACUCUGACUUUGGACCCAUUCUGGACUUUGUGAUCACGGCCGCCGUCGUCUUCUUGUGGCUGGUGUGUUCGUCCGCCUGGGCCAAGGGGCUUCAGAACGUCAAGGACGCCACGGACACGGACGGCAUCGGCGUCACAGUGGCGCUCUGCAAGGGGAGCAACAUCACCUGCGAGGUCGCCGAGUUCGCCAACCUACGGACGCUCAACAUCUCUGUGGUGUUCGGCUACCUCAACAUGUUUGUGUGGGCCGGUAACGCCUGGUUCGUGUACAAGGAGACGCGCUGGCACUCGCAGAAGAUCUCCACCCAACCAGGACCCGGGAGGCAGCAGGUUCCGGCAGCCAUCUAAAUCACACACAAGCAAACCUUAGCUUGUGGGUGAAUUUGACACCCAUUCUACAGACAUGCAGCAUUGCCCCCCCCCCCAAAUGCUCUUAAGAAUAUCAAAAUUUCACUUUCUUAAGAUGUUUUUUCAUGACCAAAGAAGUUCAGGGUCCUCUUUGGGGUCCAAAUCAUUUAACUUUAAGGUACGGCAAAGUACAUUCCCUGUGUCAAAAAGGCCAAACUUCAUUAUAUUGACACCUAAAACACUUAACAAUUCCUUAAUCUUGUUCAAAUAACUUUUUUUUUUGCACACAUUAUUGAUAAUGACUCAAUCUAAGCGCUUUCUCUCGCCUUUGCCGCCCUCUAGCGGUCAUAGCGUGAACUACAACGCCGUCAUAAUGGUUGAAGGAGCUCAGGAAGGUUUUUCCCUCCCAUCCUAUGCCUCCUGUUUGUUUUUCAUGAAGGAGCUUUUAAACUAUUAUGAGAUAUGUUCAACCUUGUGCACAAUGCAUGCAUCUUGCACAGCCACAACCUUCCCAUAAUUCAUACAAAAACGGAUAGUUAUGGAGCUGUGGAAUGUAGUACGUAGUCUUUACAUGCUUUAUUACUUUAGCAGCAUUACCCCCCACCCCCUAAAAAGCUGAAAUCAGUGAUUCUUGUCAGUUAUGUUUCGCUCAAACGAAUAAAAAGUCAAAUGUAACUGUUAUUCCUAAUGAGAUGGAACUCCACAGGAGGCGGGGAGCUCUGCCGUGAGUAAUGUUUCUUUCUACACAGUCGGCAAGGAAAUAUCUCCGGUGUUAUUUCCGCUCCAUUACUUAUGGAUGAAGACGCUGAAGAGGCAGAAUGUGGAAUAGAAAUCUCACGCAGCUAGCGGAUAUUUACUCGGCGCAAAUUAAACGAACGACAAUCACUGAUUUCACCUUUUGAGGUGAUGAAUAUUUCCGCGCCGUAUUACACGCAAUGUAUUUCUCUCUUUUAGCCUUUUUUAAUGUAGUGAACUAUGCUUGAUUUGAUCAUGUUUAGAUGGCAGUUGAAGGCAUUUUCCAUGUCUUUUGUGCAGGUAGAAUGUACGUAGAAGGAUGUCAAAUGAGGUGAAAUGAGCAGACAGGCAGGAUGUGCGGGGGUGUACUGGUUAUGCCGUUGCACACAGAUGCUGCGUCCUUAAUGGGUCCUAUGCUUUUACUGCCAUUUCAUUCAAUUUCAACUGCAGGAACAUCCUCUAUUAAAAAAAAAAGCCAAAUGUAAAUUGUGUGUUUUUUUUCAAUAAAAUGUAAAAAUUAAUAAUUCGUUUGUAUUAUUAUCCUUACAUUAUUGAGUCUUUAUAGAGCGGAGAAAAUGUUAGAUAUAGAACAGCCAUUUAAUUUAAUUUCAGCGGGAACAUUCUUGAUAAAAUUAAAAU
Dunckerocampus dactyliophorus (ringed pipefish) is the source of this 3421-nucleotide messenger RNA. RefSeq names its product synaptophysin-like 1 (gene sypl1). The transcript has 5 exons. Gene Ontology annotation, cellular component: synaptic vesicle membrane; synaptic vesicle. The record is from RefSeq and is a predicted model, not a curated record. Lineage: Eukaryota; Metazoa; Chordata; Actinopteri; Syngnathiformes; Syngnathidae. Bases 1331 to 2047 code for a protein of 238 amino acids.